AUGGAACCAUUUGUAGGAGGAGGGGCUGCCUUUUUAAAUAUUCAGCCUAACAAAGUAAUCAUUAAUGACGUUAAUCAAGAACUUAUUAUUGCUUACCAAGUAAUUAAAGAAAAUCCGUCUGGGCUAAUCAAGUUAUUAACCGAAUAUGAAAAAAAACAUGGUCCCGAAUUUUACCAGCAAUUAAAAAGUCAAUCCGUUAAAAAUUUAGUUAAUUUGGAAAUUGCGGCUCGCUUCAUCUACUUAAACAAAACCGGCUACAAUGGCUUAUACCGCGUAAAUAGUCAAGGAGAAUUUAAUGUUCCAUGGGGGCAAAAAGCAAAAGUGAAAUUAUUUGACAAAGAAAAUAUUUUAGUGAUUAGUGAGUUUUUAAAAAAAAAUGAUUGCCAAAUACUCAAUCAAGAUUAUCAGAAACUUUUGCCACUAAUUAAAGAAGGAGAUUUCUUGUUUGUCGAUCCGCCUUAUGAUAGUGAAAAGACUAUUUUAAUAAAUGGUCUCUUGGUGAAACAAAAUGGUAAUGGCUUUAAUUCUUAUACGGCCGAUAAAUUUACUCGGGAAAAUCAAAAAGAGAACUUUAUCAAGAUUACUGACAAUUUACCCAAAAAGCCCAACGCUUUAUUAAUUGUCAAGGAGAUAAAAGAACGGGAACUGCUCGAAAAUGUUGAGUAUUGGGAGGACUUAACGCUGGAAAAAGUGAAAAAACUGAUUUUUGAUUCUGGUUUAGGAGAAUAUUUAACUAACGGACAGAUUAAAGAUUUAAAAGUUUAUUGUUUAGGUAUUGAAGUAGGUUUAGGAACACAUGGACGAAAAAAUAUUGGUGGCAAA
Molecule: messenger RNA, 822 nt
Organism: Racocetra persica
Lineage: Eukaryota; Fungi; Glomeromycota; Glomeromycetes; Diversisporales; Gigasporaceae
Source: the annotation of a GenBank genome assembly